UCGCUUACCGUAGGCGUCUUUCCCGGCUUCCUCCGCGAGCGUUCCCACGCCGACGCUCCGGGUGUUUUGCUGGGCUUUAGGCAGAACCACUCAUCAGCAAGCGACCGUGGCAAUGGCAGCUCAGAAGAUUAACGAGGGGCUGGAGCAUCUGGCCAAGGCAGAGAAGUACCUGAAAACGGGUUUUUUAAAAUGGAAACCAGACUAUGACAGUGCCGCUUCUGAAUAUGGAAAAGCAGCUGUUGCUUUUAAAAAUGCCAAGCAAUUUGAGCAAGCAAAAGACGCCUGUCUACGAGAAGCUGUUGCCCACGAAAAUAACAGGGCUCUUUUUCAUGCUGCCAAAGCUUAUGAGCAAGCUGGCAUGAUGCUGAAGGAGAUGCAGAAACUGCCCGAAGCCGUGCAGCUGAUUGAGAAGGCCAGCAUGAUGUACCUGGAGAACGGCACCCCCGACACAGCAGCCAUGGCCUUGGAGCGAGCCGGGAAGCUCAUAGAGAAUGUAGACCCAGAGAAGGCUGUGCGGUUGUAUCAGCAGACAGCAAAUGUGUUCGAAAAUGAGGAACGCCUCCGGCAGGCAGUUGAACUACUAGGAAAAGCCUCCCGACUGCUAGUACGAGGUCGAAGGUUUGAUGAAGCUGCGCUGUCUAUUCAGAAAGAAAAAAAUAUUUAUAAGGAAAUUGAGAACUACCCAACUUGUUAUAAGAAAACAAUUGCUCAGGUCUUAGUUCAUCUUCACAGAAAUGAUUAUGUGGCUGCAGAGAGGUGUGUCAGGGAGAGCUACAGCAUACCAGGCUUCAACGGGAGUGAAGACUGUGCUGCGCUUGAACAGCUCCUGGAGGGGUAUGACCAGCAAGACCAAGAUCAAGUGUCAGAGGUCUGCAACUCACCGCUUUUCAAAUACAUGGACAAUGACUAUGCUAAGCUGGGCCUGAGCUUGGUGGUCCCAGGAGGGGGAAUCAAGAAGAAAUCACCAGCAACACCGCAGGCCAAGCCUGAUGGUGCUGCCAGCACAGCUGCUGAGGAGGAAGAGGACGAGUACUCAGGAGGCCUGUGCUAGGGCCUACCUCCAGAGAUGAGCAGCCGGAAAUCCUGACAAGCCAUUUUCGUGGAAUUAGGACUCACCUGUGGAUGUCUCUGCUUCACCAAGAUUCUGAUGUUGAGUGUUACUAUAUAAGAAGUUCCAUCUCCCCACAUCAGCCAUUGUGUCCACUACCUGUGAAGCAUUUUUUCUUUUCCGUUGUAAGCAGAAAAUACACUGUCAUAUUUUAAUAAUUGAUCUUAAAAUGUAUAGGCCAAAUUCUAGGCAAAUUGUAUCAUAAGCAAAGCAGGAAAUAUGCAUACCUACUCUUUUCUCUUGGGUUCUUGUAAUUUAUUCUAGGAUAAUUUCUAAUGUAUUUUAUUUAAUGUCAUUUCUAAAAGUGAUGGUUUUUUUUGUUUGUUUUGCAAAAUAAUAAU
Acomys russatus (golden spiny mouse) is the source of this 1449-nucleotide messenger RNA. RefSeq names its product NSF attachment protein gamma (gene Napg). Bases 113 to 1051 code for a protein of 312 amino acids. Gene Ontology annotation, biological process: intracellular protein transport. The transcript has 12 exons. Gene Ontology annotation, cellular component: SNARE complex; vacuolar membrane. The record is from RefSeq and is a predicted model, not a curated record. NCBI's taxonomy places the organism in Eukaryota, Metazoa, Chordata, Mammalia, Rodentia, Muridae. Gene Ontology annotation, molecular function: soluble NSF attachment protein activity; syntaxin binding.